ACCCACGCUGUUUAUUGUUUUUACUCCCCACUUUACAAGAGAAAUUCUGAAGUGAUUUGUUUUGUGUCAAUAAAGGGCAAUGUAGAACAAGUUUUUAAAGUGUUAGACGUUGUCAUUUAAUUGAUAAAGUUACGAUGAGUGGUAAGACUGCUGUUAGCAGCAGCGGUAAACGCAGAGCACAGCGCAGCGACCCGCUUGUCGAUAUUUCGGAUGAGGAAGCAAUUGACAAAGAACCGAGUGGUUCGUUUGCUUGGAAGUUCCUCCUUCCAUCCCAGAUACGAAGUUUAUCACAAUGUCCGACCCCUGAGGAACUGGAGCAAAAAAUGGGCAUUGUUUUAAAAUUUGACCACCACAGUCUAGAACUACGGGAAGCUUGCCAGCUUGAUGUGUUUGUUAUUUCAUAUCACUGGGCUAAGGAACAAGGUUUCGAUGAAAGGCAACUCAGUGGUUUCAUUACUUUACUGCAUCAUAUCUUGGAAAAUGUGAAAAGUAACAUGAGCAAAGCCGGUAACUUCCAAUACAUGAAGGAAUGUUUUUCUGGUGUUGGUUCAGACAACCCUGACCUCGUACCAAUACCUCUCUACUUUUUUAAACUUGAACAUUCUAAACUCAUCAUAAAGUAUCUCAUAUCUACAAUCUUUCAGCAUUAUUCUUUGUACCAAUACCUUUACUAUCAACAGCAGGAUGAACUAAUUAUCGGAACAGAUAUGAUGUUGGAAACCUGUCCCGUGUUGAACAGUCCAUAUCCUGUUCCGUUAGAAGAAGGAAUGCCUUUGGAGAUGUAUGAAGAACACUUGAUAAAAAAAGAGUCAGAAAAAUUAACGGAUGACGAAGAGACAGACGAUGCAACUGCAGAUAAUUUGAUCGGUGCAGUGAUGGACGCCAUGGAAGCAAGCGGAAAUGACGUAGUUAAGACUGUGUCGACCUCUGAGUUGCGAGGAAUCAUCGAGAGAGUAACAAAAGAAAUGAUUUUGCCGGCCAAAACUGAACUGAAAACCAAAAUAAAGGAAAAAGAGCAAUCCUAUUUAAACAGAAUCGGCAAAAUACACGUGAAAUAAUUUGCCCCAUUUAGAGCAUAUUGCGAUACAUAUGGUAUUUGUUGUGCUAUUUCGCUUUUCUUUAGAUUUCUUCGUUGGAUAGGUUGCACAGUGUAUUUUUAUUCAGCUUUAACUGUGGUACUUUAAAACCGACACCCGCAAUUAGCGUUGUAAAUAAACCAACGUAAUUUUUUUUUUCGGUUUUAAACAAACGAAGGCGAACCUUGUGAACUACGUCACAUGGCACUUUGUGACGUCACAUUACAGCACAAUUCAAAUUUGG
Ciona intestinalis (vase tunicate) is the source of this 1320-nucleotide messenger RNA. Lineage: Eukaryota; Metazoa; Chordata; Ascidiacea; Phlebobranchia; Cionidae. The record is from RefSeq and is a predicted model, not a curated record.